GUUCGCGCCUUGCGGUGCAGAGCAGUGCGUCACUUACUUCCCUAGGUCAGCUAGGCUCCUACACCUCAUCAAAACUCUAUCUGCUCACUCAGCCAUGUUUGUGCUCGCUGGUCUACUCAUGGUCGCCGCCCAGUCCUUGUCCCCAGCUCACGCCUGGGGUGGUCUCUUUAACCGCUUCAGUCCAGAGAUGUUGACCAACAUGGGCUACGGUGGCCACGGUAGCUUCAGAGUGCAGCCGUUUUUACAACAGAGUCCUCGAGAGACGUUUCAAGAGCUGCAAGAGAUUGAGAGGGACACCGAGCAAGACUGCUACGACCUGGAGUGUGUCGCCAACGACCAAUGUUGUCCUGGACAAGUCUGCAUCAUCCUGGAUAGCAAUAUCGGCCACUGUGUGUACGUGUUUGGACUGAGGUUGGGCGAGUUCUGUCAGCGGGACAGUGAGUGUGAGACUGGCCUAGUCUGUAUGCAUACUGGAGACACACGGUCCUGCCAGCCAGCUGUAGCUAGUCGCAAACAAUACAGUGAAGACUGUAUGAUGAGCAGUGAGUGUGAUAUCCACAAGGGGUUGUGUUGCCAGUUCCAGCGUAGACACCGCCAAGCAGCACGCAAGGUUUGCUCCUACUUCAAGGACCCCCUGGUGUGUAUCGGCCCCGUGGCCUCGGACCAGGUCAAGAUGGUCGAGAUGGAGCGUACUGCGGGUGAGAAGAGACUCACCUCCAAGAGCGUUGCCAAUGGUUACAACCACCUCAAGCGCUAAGACAUUGUAGUCGCUGUUUUAAGAGGGUCCCAGAGACCUAGUAGCUCCUAGUCAACAGUAUACAGCGUUAAGGCCGAUACACUGUUUUAUGUUAAAUGUAACUCCCUACCCAAGGCCUACUUAAAAUAGUGAUUUUAACUGGUUAUUUCUGUAACUGUUUAGGUUAUGAAUACCUUUGUCCUUAGUUACUUACAUUUCGCUUGGUUCAGUCUAAUCCACGUUGUGCUUUACAUGUUCUGGUAAAGGAAAGCCUACGUCCUUGUUCGGGGUAAAGCAUUCUUCGUAAGUUACGGAUGUCAAAAAGUGUCGUCUUUUAUUCUAUAAAUUUUUUUCUCAAAUCCUAUCAACCGCUUUUAAAUACUUCAUUGUAUCAUUUUUUACACUUUUAUACUAAGGACUAUAAGCGUGUUGACUAAAGUACGAUAUUUUACAUCUCAUCGCUUACCUGGUUUAAAACUUAUGUGAUAUUAUACUUGUUAAGUUUUUAAGGUAAGGUUUCAAAUAAUGUGCACAAAGUUUAGUACUUUAAGGCUGCUCACCGCUUAUGUUGACAGUUUGCUGCAAAUUGUACUUCUGUUAUAUAGUAUAAAGCUUUGUAAAAUAUUAUUAGAAGGUGUUGUUGAAGAGCUGGUUAAGUAUCUACAAUUUAAAUAUCGUUUUUAAAAACAAACGAUAAGUUAUUGUAUUUUGUUAUUUUAAAAAUCUAUUUUACAACAUAUUAGUAUAAACUGAAUUAGAGGCGUUUUAGUAGUAAAUCGUCCUCAAGUCCCUCAAAGUACCUGUAUGGGCCUAAAUAUUUUUUAGAUUUCGUUAACUAUUAUUGUCAGAAAUGGGUCAGAAAUUUGUUAUAAGUACCUAACAAAUAUCAUCCCUAGUUAAAAACCACUUUCAAAGAAUUUGAAAUGUUCGACAAUGAAAACCAACAUAAAAUUGACCUGUUCAAUGUAAAACACGAUGGUUGAAAGAAUGGGAAUUUAAAAAGGGCAAUACCGAUAUAUAGUUGAAAAACUGAAAAUAUUUUAGGUUAUUUUCAGGCUUAUUCUACAUAGAGUAAGUCUCAUGACAACCUGUCUGCCAAUCGUUGUUGGUGAUGUAACAGUUUAUUUUUGUAUUCUCGAUUCAUUUGUGAUGACAUUAAUAUUCUGCCCAUUCUAUUCCUAGCUUCCCUAGUGCGAUAGAUUUAUCUGACGUUGAUUUGGCUUCGAGCGAUAUUUUUAUAAUACACCUCUGUUGUAAGAUUUAUAUAUACUAAUGAGUACAAUGUGUAGCAUUUAUUAUUGUUAAGUUUUCAUAUUUUAUAGAAUACAAGUUGAGUUUCCGAUGCAUUUAUGAGUGUAGACCUGUCCGAAGUGCAUGUAGAUGUGCUGUUACUGUUCUUGUUACUUGCGUUCCGUUCGUCCUACAGUCGGGGCGAGUCAGCAUACAUAUCAUAAGGUGCACCUUCAGAUGCACUCACUACAUAUCAGACUAUACACUAGACUUAGAUAUAGAUGUUAUAUUUAAAUAUUUUGGAUGCAUUUUCAAGAUCUUAACCUUAUAACUGUAUUUGUUUCAAUUGUAUUGUAUGAAAUAAAAUAAAUGGCCAAACUAU
Macrosteles quadrilineatus (aster leafhopper) is the source of this 2348-nucleotide messenger RNA. Its product is annotated as ITG-like peptide. The record is from RefSeq and is a predicted model, not a curated record. Lineage: Eukaryota; Metazoa; Arthropoda; Insecta; Hemiptera; Cicadellidae. The transcript has 7 exons. Bases 95 to 757 code for a protein of 220 amino acids.